Molecule: messenger RNA, 651 nt
Organism: Penaeus vannamei (Pacific white shrimp)
Lineage: Eukaryota; Metazoa; Arthropoda; Malacostraca; Decapoda; Penaeidae
Source: RefSeq, a predicted model, not a curated record
AUGGCCAGAGUUUGUUCCGGGUGUGAAUGCAACUAUUUCGAGUUCAUUCAGAAAUUCUACAAAAACAACGAAGCCGCCAUAGCGUAUUUACGAGAUCAUGGAGCGUUGCCUUUGGAGGUCAUCUGCCCUAACUGCAAGAACAUUUGUCGUUACCGAGCAGAGACUCACAGUUGGUACUGCGGUGCCACUAGGAAGAUUCACCACAGGAAGAAGCGGUGUCACUAUAAAGUGAGUGACUAUAAAGGGUCUCUCCUCUCUGGUGUCAAAAUGGAGCCGUACAAGGUCAUUUGUUUCGCUAACCACUGGCUGAGCAAGCAGUGGGAUUAUGAGACCUUGAAGCAGUGCCUAGGCUUGUCGGAGGCCACGGGGUCGGCAUGGCAGAGGUAUUUCGCUGAGGUGACCGAGCACUGGGUGGAUAAUCAGGAGCCGAUUGGUGGACCAAGCGUUGUGGUGGACAUAGACGAGACCUUGUUUGGGAAGAUGAAGCACGAGGAGGGCAAGUCGCAGAGCCAGAUUUGGGUGUUUGGUGGCAUUGAGCGCGAUAGCAAGAACUACUUCAUUGCCCGACUUGAAGAACCAUUAACUGAGAAUCUGAUGUCCUUGAUCCUGAAAUAUAUUCUCCCAGGAACUGUCAUUGUAAGUAACAGGUGA